AAGCCACUGGGCUGGCAGCACUUCAGUAUAAAGCACCACACGCUAGACGGGAGAGUCUGAAAUGUGGACAGCCAACCUGAUGGACCGUAAAACUGGAACCAACAAGAAACCUCAGGCAGAGGAUACAGUGAGGAUGAUCUCAGACUUGGGGUGUGAGAUUUUGGAUCUAGAUGGAGAAGAGAAUAUCACGGAGCAGUGCAAAACGAAGAUAUCACCAAGGGUGUCUGUGGAAAUCCCUGAAUGCGGGUCUGGGGAUACUGCAGAGUUCAUGAAUGCAGCCAGUCAAGGCAAUCUUCAUGCAAUAGAGAAAUAUUUGGCUGAUGGUGGGAGCCCUGAUGUCCAUGAUGAGUUGAAGAGGACUGCUCUACACCGCGCCUCUCUGCAGGGACACACUGCGGUCAUCCAAAUGCUUUUAGAAAAAGGAGCCGAUAUCAACUUUAAAGAUCAGCUGGGCUCCAGAGCCUUACACUGGGCCUGCAGGGGGGGCAGCCUGGGAGCUGUAAAAGCCCUGAAAAGCCAUGGGGCUGACCUGAACGUUAGAGAUAAGCUGUACAGCACUCCUUUGCAUGUGGCAACAAGAACAGGCCACGCUGCCAUUGUGGAGUACCUGCUGUCCUGUGGUGCCAAAGUCAACUCUAGGGACAGGGAAGGAGACACAGCCCUGCACGAUGCUGUGCGCCUCAACAGAUACAAGAUAGUGAAGCUGCUAGUGGGUGCAGGCACUGACACGAAAGUCAAAAACCAUGAGGGGUUGACAGCAGUGCAGCAGGUGAAACAGUGGCAAUUCGACAUCAUGGAGACCCUGCAGAGAUUGGACAAGCUGAGGGACAUGGAACUACCUGAAAACUCUUCAAGAGGAGAAUGAAUGGUACAAAUUCUGUACAUCUUUUCCUACAGUAUAUUCUGUAUAAGGUCAAUUUAUAUGCCUAUCUGUCUCAGGUUCAAAAUCCAUUCUGUAAUUCCACUGCAGGUCUGUGUACACCAUAUUGCGUUAAUGCAUACCAUAUGUGCUCACCAACAAAAUCCUCCUCUCCGGGGUCUUUCUGUUAAACCCCAGAGAUUAGUUUGAACUCUGACACUAGAAAAUGUCAGCUUGAAUGUGAUGGAUUCAAAAUGAUUGGUUUUUAUCUUAAAAGGGAGAAAAAACAUGUGAAGAGGAAACAAAGCUGAAAUUUUUAGACCUUUUUCUGUGCUUGACUUUUGGUAUUGGCUUUAAGAGAGCUCAGUGCUCCUUGAAGCACUCUCAUGGAUGUUCUAUAUCUGAUUUGUGAUGCCUUUGGAAGUAGAAUAACAUUAAUAGCUAGUGCCGCACAGAAGCUGUGUAGAAUACACAUCAAGGCGACAGGCAAGACCAGAGCGCACAGUAGCUUUGUGUUUGAGACGUCAGCUGGCGAUAGCAGAGAUGGCCGGCAUGCUCCCUGCUAAAGUCAGGGAUUCAAGGGAGCUCAGUGGACAUAUUUUCCUUCUAUCAUCAGUGGCUCAAAUGUUCUCCAGGGAGGUUAGACAUUCACACCCAGGACCCAGCAGCAUGUUCACUUAUUUUAGUAGCUGUUUUUUCAACGAGUAGUCAUUUUAGAUACAUUAAUUUUGAGAGCACAAAUAAUUCUGCUAUAUUUUGUUCAAAAUUUGAAUGCAAAAUGCUGUUUUAUAAAGCGUUCUUUCAUUCAGAGCCAGUUUCCUCACUGUAAACAUCUCAUCAGAUACGCUUUCAGCAGUGCCAGUGCACCAUAUUUCCUGUUGCAAGCGAGACAGUGUAUCUGUCAUGGACUCUAGUGGAGGCACAUAACAUGUACAAUACAAGGUCAU
Molecule: messenger RNA, 1806 nt
Organism: Notolabrus celidotus (New Zealand spotty)
Lineage: Eukaryota; Metazoa; Chordata; Actinopteri; Labriformes; Labridae
Product: ankyrin repeat domain-containing protein 2
Exons: 9
Coding region: 62-865 (267 amino acids)
Biological process (GO): regulation of transcription by RNA polymerase II
Cellular component (GO): nucleus
Molecular function (GO): RNA polymerase II-specific DNA-binding transcription factor binding
Source: RefSeq, a predicted model, not a curated record